Messenger RNA from Effrenium voratum, 1239 nucleotides. The record is from the annotation of a GenBank genome assembly. NCBI's taxonomy places the organism in Eukaryota, Dinophyceae, Suessiales, Symbiodiniaceae.
AGCCGCGAUUACGUGGCUCCGGGGUUCCGAACGCAAGCGCAAGUUCCUUGAUCCGAAACCUCUCUGGCGAAAUGAAGAUGGCAUGCAGGUCAGUGAUCGCAGUGCUGGUGGCCACCAUGGCCUCGGCCUCGCCCAGCAAGCAGCUUUUGCAGCUCCUGCAGCAGCAGCCGGGCCCCUCGACGCUGGCGGAGGUGGCGGGGGCUUUGGGGUCUCUGGCACUCGAGGCGAAGGACGACGAUGGCACCAUCGUCAAGAUCCGCGCACUCAUUGAGUCGCUGCAAACUGCCGUGAAGGCGCAGCACAAUGAGGCGGCGCAGGCCUUGACUAACACCUCCACCUACGAGGCCUGCAGCAGCGCCAAGGACCAAGCCUUCGUGCAGGCAAGCUCUUUGACCACCACCACGGCUCCACCGACCACCACCUCCACAGGGGCGCCCACCACAACGACCAUCCACGCCGACUUGGCGACCUGCAAGGCAGAGGAGGCAGAGCUUAUCCGGAAGAACCAGACUUGCCACAACGAGCUGGCGGCCAGCUUCUCGGCGAAGCAGGCCACCUGCGAGCUGUACGAGGAGUUCAACUUCGCGGACGCAGGUGCCGCUCGCGGGGCCCGGUGCGCUGACAAGGCCACCUUCUCAGGCACCUACGAGGAGUAUUUGGAGCGCGACAUCCUGACGCUGAGCACCCUGAAAGCGCGGGGAAAGAACUGCACCGACACCUCGGCGGUCUACGGGCUGAAGUCCACGGAGUGCUCCGCCGUGGCCAAGGCGCUCAGCGACAAGCUCCAGGAGUGCUUGGAGCUGGAAGUCCAUCUGGCAGCCAGCAACGCGCUGCCCGAGCCCGCCCCAUCCCAGGCGGCACCCGUCCAGGUGAACUGUGGGCCCUGGGCGGCCAAAGUGGCCGCCUGCAGCAACUACGACACCUGCUACACCACCAAGGUGGCCAUGCAGGAGAGCGCCUACACCUCGGCCCAGCAGUUGGCCACCAGCCGCCAGGCGGAGUCCACGGCCCUGCAGCGCAUCGCCUGCCUCUUGGAUGUUCUGGAGGCUGGCACUGCAGACCAGUCCGACAAGCUCGCGGCGUGUCUGGCGGCGGCCCACGACAUCUCGGGCCUGGCCCUGGUGAAGCCCACGGCACCGGCCAAAGCCACCUGCGAGCCCGGUGUGCAGCCAGCGGGAUGCACCGCUGCCAGGUGAGCAAAACCGUCCAGAAGCAUGCGUGGCCAUAGCCAUAGUCACA